This is a messenger RNA of Oppiella nova, 1057 nucleotides long. NCBI's taxonomy places the organism in Eukaryota, Metazoa, Arthropoda, Arachnida, Sarcoptiformes, Oppiidae. The record is from the annotation of a GenBank genome assembly.
AUGGAGUGCAACAAAAUCGUGUUGCCUUUGGAGGACGAUGUGGACACAUCCCUGGCCUGGGCUUUCGUGUUGGGCGACGUGAACCGACUGAUCAGCCCUAAGGAUAAACUCUUUCAAAUGAAAUGCGAACAGAUUUCCGGCGAAGGCAAUCCGGAAAAGUUGAACAAAAUUCGCGAAUACUUUGAGUUGAAGUUCUCGGGGAACGCCGUUUUGGGCAAAAUAUUUCAAACACAGGCUAAUAAGGCGUUGUAUGAAACGUUUUGCGGGCCUAUUAUUAGCGGCAAAUGUGACGCCUGGAAGGAGUACAACGAAAAAGUGGAGAAAUCGGCCAAAUAUAGGGAGAAUAUGAUGGACGCGCUUAUGGAGGCCAACAAGACGUCCACAUCCAUGACUAUGGCUAGACUUCUUUGUUUAUUGAAGUUAUAUAAAGAGGACACAAUUGAUAUGCAUUCGGAAAAGCGCGAUGCCAGGGGAUUUGUGCGGGCUUAUUUUGCUGUGUUCAACGAUAUUAUAAGCACUCUCGAGGAUAAGGUGACCAAAGCCGCCACCAGUUGCUCGUUCAAAGACAUCCCCAAACCGACAGCCCUUCCCCCGCAAUCGCUAUAUCUGGCACUCGUUGCGGCCAUUAAUAAUUUAACGUCCAAGAUUACUGAUUAUAAUCGCCGGAAUGGCUGUUCUCUACUACGGCUCACACAUACUGGCGCUCAUAUGGAUUGGAAAUAUUAUUUUAGGGUUUGGAUUUUCGGCGAUGUAUUCAGCGAUUAUAGCGUUGACCGCAAAGCACUGUAAGCUGACGGACACCGUGAGCACAGUUAUGGUGUUUUCCAACGGCACUGUAUCGGCGAUUACACCGUUUAUUUUGGGUCCAGUCAUCGAGAACUACCCCUAUGUGUUCAUUGAACUGGAAAUUGUUUACCUAAUAAUUAGCACUUUUUUGUUUUUAGUGAUAAUAACCGUUACCAAUAAACCUGUUACUCAUAAUCGCGCCCUUCAGUCGCCCGGUGCUUAUGACAACGCAUAACUAGUCUAACGUUUAGUUUUGAUAAUUUAAUUGCGG